GUUUUGGAGUGUUACAGGUUUGUCUCAAUUGGCAACGCUGCAUUAUUUACAAUGGAAACCAUGGAAUUUUCGAAAAAUAUUUUUGGAAACGUUCUAAUCCCAGCACAAUUUUGCUUGAGUGUAAACCAAAUCGAAGUCAAAUUUGUUCUUUAAAAGUCUUAAGAUUUAUAAACUGUUUCGUAGAAACACACGUAUCUGAAUCAUUUUGUCAAUUGAAUGAACGAAAGUGACACUUUUUCUCACGUGUUGAAUUGAAAAACCGUGAUAAAAUAUGACUCUAGACAAUGAAACAAAUUCCUUGCAUCCAUUCGUAUUGAAAUGUAAUGUCUCGGCGUGUUACCAAGAAGUUUCCAAUAAGACAGAUCAGCCAUGGAUUACUGUUUGUGGCCAUAUCUUUUGUGCCUCCUGUGGUUUGGCUGAACUUGGAAAACUUCCAGCCAUCUGUCCUAUCUGCUCGCACCAAUUAACAAGUCCAUUUGAUAUAAUUCAGUCUGAGUUGAAUCCUCCUAGUCACUUUGUUGAGAUGGUGCUCAUGGGCCUAAAUCCUGAUGAUUGUCUUGAGGCAGCAAGAAGGGGAAUUUCAUUUUGGCAAAGUCAAUCCAUCUUGCAGCUCAGCACAGCGGAAAAUAGCGUUCAAGCCACUCGUUCGCAGGUGGUGGAAUUGCAGAGUCACUACGAGGACAAAGUUGCAGGGAUGAAUCGCGAAAUUUUCUCCCUGAGAGAAGAGUGCCACCGUCUCAAAGAGGAAAAUUCUAAACUCCAGAAUCAUAAAUCGGAAGUUUCAGCAAACCAAAGUGCCCAAAGCUAUUCAUAUGUUGACACAAAGCAACAGGUUGAAGAUAAAUCCACUACUACUAUCAACACGAACGCUUCCGGAACUAUUAGGAAGCAAUAUCCACGGCCGUCAAUCCCACCUCACCACGCUCGAUCUUCACGAAACGACAAUCUACCUCAAAGACAAUUUUUGGGCAAGUUCUAAAGCCUUGUAACUAUGCAAUUUCAUUUUUUGGCAAUCGCAAAGGAAUAAUAUUUUUAGUUUCACCCACGAAGUUUAAUUUGCACUUAUGACUUAGCAAUUUUAUUUCGAUUAAGGUGUUGCAUUUUUAUGUCUGUUAUAUUUGCGGCUGUAGGCCAUGGCCGAACAGCGUUGAUUUAAAAACAGCUUCCCAGAACGAAGACAGGCUGAUGCCAAAAUCAAAUGCCCUUCAUAUAACCUUCUUCAAUCCGGUAUGAAGCGGUUUGUUUGGUUAAUUUUUCCUCCCUCCGGUUUCUUGCCUUAUAAGUUAAUAAGAGAAUUAAAUCGAGUUCGAUACACCUCCGAUCCCACCCGAGAUAUGGAUCGUGUUACGUGAUGGUUUUUACACGCGCUUUAAGCGUAUCUAAUCGUCACGUGGACGCCAUCGAAUCAAAGUUCGAAGCAUGACUUGGAUUUGAUAAGAGAUUGGGGUUGGAACACAUACCAAUCCAAGACUAUCUUUUUAUUUAAAUACUGUCACCCAAAACAAGUCAACAGUAUUGUGAAAUUUUAUGGAAUACUUUUCAUUACAAUUGCGUUUGUUGGGAAAAACAACAACAGGGCGGAUGCUAAACUAUGACCAUAAAUGGAAUAACCACAACAAAUCAGAAAGUCACCUCCAGAACUACGACGUACUUGUAUUUGUAUUGACGUUGGGGAUAUCCUGUUUAUUGUGGUGAAGCGAUGCGCAAAUCUGACUAAUGGCGAAGACUACUCCAUCCUUGCAUACGUGCUUUAGGGGGGAAUUUUCUAAAAAAAUAAUGUUGAUUGCAACUGAAAAAUAACAACAAAAAAGACAGUAACCGGAUUCCGUCCUUUCGCCUUUUGGCCAUACAUAUGGAGUCGCGUGAAAAUCUAACAAGGAAGUGGAUUUGCUUCUCUCUCGUGACGCACAUAGUAACUGGUUCGGUUUCAUAGAAAUGCCGGUUUGAAUUACGACCUGUUAUUUUGUUCAUUUUGCCAAGUAUUCCAUCAAGCAUAAAACGAACACGUAAGUAAUUUUGAAAUGUUUAUUGAAAAGAUUGAAGUAGUAAAUCCCCGCUACAAAUCCCUGGUAACCAAUUGCAUAGUAAUUGAUGAUCCAAAAAUUCAUUACGAUAAACAAAGCCUUAUAAUAGAAUGUUGGCAUAGUCAACACCUGAAGAUGAUUCUUCUCCGGCAUUAUUUUGCUGGGGAUACAUGGGAUGCACAGUAUAAAGAUAUCUGCAUAAAUG
Messenger RNA from Daphnia pulex (common water flea), 2229 nucleotides. Its product is annotated as E3 ubiquitin-protein ligase CCNB1IP1-like. NCBI's taxonomy places the organism in Eukaryota, Metazoa, Arthropoda, Branchiopoda, Diplostraca, Daphniidae. Gene Ontology annotation, cellular component: synaptonemal complex. Gene Ontology annotation, biological process: reciprocal meiotic recombination. The coding region runs from base 272 to 979 and encodes 235 amino acids. Gene Ontology annotation, molecular function: ubiquitin protein ligase activity. The transcript has 4 exons. The record is from RefSeq and is a predicted model, not a curated record.